Molecule: messenger RNA, 321 nt
Organism: Tinamus guttatus (white-throated tinamou)
Lineage: Eukaryota; Metazoa; Chordata; Aves; Tinamiformes; Tinamidae
Source: RefSeq, a predicted model, not a curated record
AUGGUGCCAUUAUUGUUCGUGGAGAAGAAAACAGUUUUCUGCUCUGAGGCGGAGACAGCCGAGGGCAGCUGGCUGCGCUCGCUCUUCGUGCACAAGGUGGAUCCCCGCAAGGACGCGCACUCUAACCUCCUGGCCAAGAGGGAGACCAGCAGCCUCUACAAGAUCCAGUUUCACAACGUGAAGCCCGAGUGCCUGGAUGCCUACAACAGCCUGACGGAGGAGGCGCUGCCCAAGCUGCACGAGGACGCGGACUAUCCGUGCGCGCUGGUGGGCAGCUGGAACACCUGGUACGGCGAGCAGGACCAGGCGGGUGAGCCCGGA